GGGGUCCUGGGCUGAGAAAGUGGCCAAACCCUCCCACAGUGGGAUGUUUUCUCUGCUGCACUCUGGGCUGGUUUCUAUUCAAAUGUGGGUCAGGGGUGAGGAAGCCUAACGUCAUAAGCUUGCAACAUGGCGUCCCGAAGGCUGUGAGAUGAGCAAGAGGAUGGUAAAGAACGCUUGAGAACGAUCCUACCGAUGUAAUAAGCUUCAGGUGGUGCUCGUGUAGGAAGAGAGAGAGCGAGAGAGAGAGAGAGAGAGAAGGAAAGAAGGAAGGUGGAAAUGGAACUGCCAAAUCAUGCCAAACAACUGCUGCUGCAACUCAACCAGCAGAGAGCCAAGGGCUUCCUGUGUGAUGUUAUCAUCGUGGUGGAGAAUGCGCUCUUCCGUGCCCACAAGAAUAUCCUGGCGGCAAGCAGCAUCUACUUCAAAUCUUUGGUCCUCCACGAUAACCUCAUUAACCUCGACACAGAGAUGGUUAACCCCUCUGUAUUUAGACAAGUUCUGGACUUCAUCUACACUGGGAAGCUCCUGUCCUCAUCGGAACAGAGCAGUGAGCAGAACUUCAGUGCCCUCUUAACCGCAGCCAGCUACCUCCAGCUCCAUGACCUCGCUGCUCUGUGCAGAAAGAAGCUCAAGCGCAGUGGUGGGAAACCCCUGCCAGGUAAACCCUCCACUCCAGGUCCCCUUAGCCGCUUACGCCUCAACAACCAGCGCCUUUCCUCUUCUACGCCUGCUGGCCCCAACAACCACUAUCCUCCCACCCCUUCCGAAGCCGACCAGCCACAGCCAGAUGAAGGCCUUCGGGACAAGCUCUCAGAUGACGAGAUGUUUGUUGGCAGCUCUGGGAAGAAUGGGAAUGGGGGGAAUGGCAGCAGUAAUGGUAACCUCAGCAGUGGAGGAAGUGCAGGUGAGCCAGAUCUUGGGCUAGACCUGUCCAAGAAGAGCCCUCCCUCUGCAGGCACAGCCACUGAUGCCCUCAGCCCACACAGCAACUCCCAAGAAUCUCCUCAAUCUGCCUCAGUAUCCACAACCAACAGUGCCUCACUGGAUGACUCCUCUACCACCCUACCAGGAGCAGACACCUGUGGCUCAGACCCCAUGGAGCUCAACUCCUCCUCUAAAGUGGAGGAAAACCAUCCUGAUGGACCCCCACCCCAGAAGAAAUCCCGGCAGGGCGCUCGCAAGAAUGAGUGGCCUAAAAGAGAGGCAUCAGGGUUGAAGUCUGAAGACCAUGACAGGCCCCUGGUUAAUGGGGUGAUAGUGGGUCCCAAAGAUGGCCGCUCUUCUGGUGGGGUUGGAGGGGGCAGUGGUAGCAGCUUUGCCUCUGACCAGUCCUUCCAGUGUAAAGAAGAGGAGGAGGGAGGAGAGAAUGGCCAGGACCACAGUGAAGAGAGCGGUCAAAGUGACGGAGAGAGCACAGGAGGCGGAGGAGGAGGAGGAGGAGGAGGAACAGGAGGGGGACACCAAAGCGCCAACUAUGUGUACCGCCAGGAAGGUUUUGAACCAGCAUUUGGAGACAACCUCUAUGUGUGCAUUCCCUGUGGUAAGGGCUUCCCCAGUUCUGAGCAGCUCAAUGCUCACGUGGAGACACACACUGAGGAUGAGCUCUACAUCAAAGAAGAGGGAGGAACCUUUGUGAAAGAGGAAGAUGAGGAGGAGGCAGAGGACCUCUCUGCCCCUGUAGGUCCCUCCAACUUUGGCUCUGAAACGCGUCCGUUCAAGUGUACAGUCUGCAGUAAGAGCUACAAAGACCCGGCAACGCUGAGACAACAUGAAAAGAGCCACUGGCUGACCAGGCCCUUCCCCUGCAACAUCUGUGGCAAAAUGUUCACCCAGAGGGGCACCAUGACACGCCACAUGCGCAGCCACCUUGGCCUCAAGCCCUUUGCAUGUGAGGAGUGUGGCAUGCGUUUCACACGCCAGUACCGUCUGACAGAGCACAUGCGUGUCCACUCUGGGGAGAAGCCGUAUGAAUGCCAACUAUGUGGGGGGAAGUUCACCCAGCAGCGCAACCUCAUCAGUCACCUGAGAAUGCACACCUCACCCUCUUAGAAAUGCAUCAAGCCAAAGAACUCUGGGAAUAAAAAAAAAGAAACAUUUCUCUACCUUUUUCCAUCUCAAAAGCAAAGAAACGCACAUGUACACAUUCACAAGCAGACACACACAGUUCGUUCUACGUAUAAAUUCCAGUUUACGGUGCCCUGGCUAAGUGAAUGAUGUAGCUGUUAGCCACAGUGGGCUCUUGGUGACGGUGGGAUCUUGUUAAUGCAACGAUCGUGUCAUCAAUUAUCAAGUGACGUCUGCUCACCUCUCAGGAGUUCUAGAGGGACAAUUUACUCCUCUGUCUCUCUCCAAAGUGACAAAGCCAGGGUGGAGUGGCAUGACUUCUGGUCUGCGUUGCAAGUCUGUUAAAUGUGAAUGUGGGUACUGAUAUAAUGUCAAGCCCCCUCACCUCAUACCCCUCAACAGCCUUCCUCUCUUCUACCUUUGAGCAUUGAGUCUUUGAGUUUUUCAGAUUGUCCCUCAAACGGAUAACUCAAGAGUCCCCUCUGUACUCCAGUGCUAUUUUGACCAAAAACCCGUGCAAACAAUACUGGCAAUAAUUCAGCAAAAAGAGUAUUUUUACCCUGACAGCUUUAUAUCCUUUGUUAUGUUGGUGAUGGGGAUCUGUAUGUAAGAGGAGGGGUAACUGGGUUUGGGACCAUCCCCAUGCUUUAACUGAAAGUCCUGAAAGAAAGUUCCAGGUGGGAUGACAUUGGAUCAAGUUUUAGUUUUUACGGAUGGCAAAUACUCAAAUUCCUCUCCACAGCUGUUCACAGUAAUAAAGAGAGGAUGUUCAUUGUUUUUGGUUUUGCCUGCUAGUGCUCCCAGGAAGGAAUCCUGGUUGGAAAGAUGAACCCCUUGAGGUACUUGUUUUACUUAAAGAACUUGUAAUGUUUCAGUGAAUGUUUAAACUGGAAGGUC
Thunnus maccoyii (southern bluefin tuna) is the source of this 2961-nucleotide messenger RNA. Its product is annotated as hypermethylated in cancer 2 protein-like. The coding region runs from base 277 to 2049 and encodes 590 amino acids. The transcript is spliced from 2 exons. Gene Ontology annotation, biological process: regulation of transcription by RNA polymerase II. The record is from RefSeq and is a predicted model, not a curated record. NCBI's taxonomy places the organism in Eukaryota, Metazoa, Chordata, Actinopteri, Scombriformes, Scombridae. Gene Ontology annotation, cellular component: nucleus. Gene Ontology annotation, molecular function: protein binding; DNA-binding transcription factor activity, RNA polymerase II-specific; RNA polymerase II cis-regulatory region sequence-specific DNA binding.